AACAGUGCUUAAAACCCCGGCAAGUUGUUUGUUAUAAACACAAUAAAUAUAAUUUGUGAAAUAUGUCAAGUAAAAAUCGAAAACGAACGGCAAGCAGCAGCAGCAGUGCCGAGGAGCCCGACAGCGAGGAGGAGUCUCGUCUAAACGAUUUGCGAGAGCGAGAUGAAUUCGCAAAUCGGCUAAAACAACGCGAUGAGGAUCGGACGCGAAAGGUUGUUGAGGCCAGUGGCGGUCGGAAGGCAAUUGAGGAGGCUACCAAACGCUUAAAGUUGGAGCAUGAGGAUCGUGACAAAAUUGUGCCGCACCUGCGUGUGCAAUCACGCCGACAGUACUUGGAGAAGCGAAAGGAUGACAAAGUGGCUGAACUGGAGGCGGAUAUACUGGACGACGAGUAUCUCUUUGAAGAUAGUGUCCUAACUAAGCGGGAACGGGAGGAACGUCAGUAUAAGAAACAACUGUUGAACAUAGCCAAGGAGCAUGAGAAAGCCCGUGAACUGGAGCGCGUACAGCGCUAUAAAAUGCCGCAAGAUCUGAAGAAAGGCGAACGUUCGGAGUACGUGGAGGUGGAUGAAUUUGAGCAGCAACCAAACUCUGAGCAAAGGAAAUGGGAAGCUGAGCAAUUGGCCUCGGCACGUUUUCAGUUUGGUGCCAAGGACGCCAAAGCAGAGGAAGAGUAUGAACUAUUACUGGAUGAUCAAAUUGAUUUUAUUCAGGCCUUAACACUCGAUGGUAAUCGUGAAAAGGCAGCCAAGCAGCCGGAACUAAGUGAAGUGGAACGCAAGCGUCUAACACUGGAAGAGACCCGCAUAUCGUUGCCAGUGUAUCCCUUUAAGGAAGAUCUUAUAGCUGCUGUUAAGGAACAUCAAGUGCUCAUUAUUGAAGGUGAAACGGGCUCUGGCAAGACCACACAGGUACCGCAAUACCUAGUCGAGGCUGGCUUUACCAAGGACAAAAAGAUGAUUGGCUGCACACAACCACGUCGUGUUGCCGCCAUGUCGGUGGCGGCUCGAGUUGCCGAGGAAAUGGGUGUUAAGCUGGGCAAUGAAGUUGGCUAUAGCAUACGUUUUGAGGAUUGCACCUCAGAUCGCACCAUACUCAAGUACAUGACGGAUGGUACACUGCAUCGUGAGUUCCUCUCUGAACCGGAUCUGGGAUCCUACAGUGUCAUGAUAAUUGAUGAGGCUCACGAGCGUACACUACACACAGACAUUCUGUUUGGAUUGGUCAAAGAUAUAGCAAGGUUUCGGCCAGAGCUUAAGCUGCUCAUUUCCAGUGCGACACUGGAUGCUGAGAAGUUCUCCGCCUUCUUUGAUGAUGCACCCAUUUUUCGGAUACCUGGCAGACGCUAUCCGGUUGACAUAUUUUAUACAAAAGCACCGGAGGCAGAUUACAUUGAUGCUUGCUGUGUGUCCGUACUGCAGAUUCACGCAACUCAACCCCUUGGCGAUAUUUUGGUGUUUCUAACCGGUCAGGAUGAGAUUGAGACAUGUCAAGAAGUUCUACAGGAUCGCGUCAAGCGAUUGGGCUCUAAAAUCCGAGAGCUUAUUGUCAUUCCGGUUUAUGCCAAUUUACCCAGCGACAUGCAGGCUAAAAUCUUUGAGCCAACGCCACCGAAUGCCCGAAAGGUGAUCCUGGCCACAAACAUUGCCGAAACCUCGUUGACUAUCGACAACAUCAUUUAUGUCAUUGAUCCAGGCUUUGCCAAGCAAAACAACUUCAAUUCACGCACAGGCAUGGAGUCACUGAUGGUGGUGCCAAUAUCCAAGGCAUCCGCAAAUCAACGCGCUGGACGAGCAGGUCGCACAGCGCCCGGAAAAUGCUUUCGUCUGUACACGGCCUGGGCAUAUAAGCACGAACUGGAGGAGAAUACGGUACCAGAGAUUUGUCGCAUUAAUCUUGGUAAUGCAGUGCUCAUGCUUAAAGCACUGGGCAUCAAUGAUUUAAUACACUUUGACUUUCUUGAUCCGCCGCCACACGAGACAUUGGUGCUGGCUCUGGAACAACUGUACGCCUUGGGUGCACUCAAUCAUCACGGCGAGCUUACGAAGCUGGGCCGUCGCAUGGCUGAGUUUCCUGUGGAUCCCAUGAUGGGUAAAAUGUUGUUGGCUAGCGAGAAAUACAAGUGCUCAGAGGAAAUGGUCACCAUAGCGGCGAUGCUAUCAGUUAAUAGCGCCAUCUUCUAUCGACCCAAGGAUAAGAUUAUACACGCCGACACCGCAAGAAAGAAUUUCAAUCAUAUGCACGGGGAUCAUUUAAGUUUGCUGCAGGUGUAUAAUCAAUGGGCCGAGACGGAUUACAGCACACAGUGGUGCUACGAGAACUUUAUACAAUAUCGAUCCAUGAAGCGGGCACGUGAUGUAAGGGAACAACUUGUUGGUCUGAUGCAACGUGUCGAAAUAGAUAUGGUUAGCUGUCUGCCAGAGACGAUCAAUGUACGCAAGGCGUCCACAGCUGGUUACUUUUAUCAUGUGGCACGUCUAUCCAAGGGCGGCCAUUACAAGACCAUUAAACAUAAUCAAACUGUUAUGAUACAUCCCAAUUCUUCGCUAUUCGAAGAACUGCCUCGUUGGGUGUUGUAUCAUGAGCUUGUCUUCACCUCCAAGGAGUACAUGCGACAGGUUAUUGAAAUUGAAAGCAAAUGGCUGCUGGAAGUGGCGCCACAUUAUUAUAAAGCUAAAGAGCUGGAGGACUCCACAAAUAAGAAGAUGCCCAAAGGAUCAGGUCGUGCUGAGAUGACGCAAUAAAUAAAAGUACAA
Molecule: messenger RNA, 2756 nt
Organism: Drosophila innubila
Lineage: Eukaryota; Metazoa; Arthropoda; Insecta; Diptera; Drosophilidae
Gene: l(2)37Cb
Product: pre-mRNA-splicing factor ATP-dependent RNA helicase DHX16
Exons: 4
Coding region: 63-2744 (893 amino acids)
Cellular component (GO): intracellular anatomical structure; catalytic step 2 spliceosome
Molecular function (GO): ATP binding; RNA binding
Source: RefSeq, a predicted model, not a curated record